Messenger RNA from Rosa chinensis, 2722 nucleotides. RefSeq names its product serine/threonine-protein kinase 4. Gene Ontology annotation, molecular function: ATP binding; protein kinase activity. The record is from RefSeq and is a predicted model, not a curated record. The transcript has 18 exons. Lineage: Eukaryota; Viridiplantae; Streptophyta; Magnoliopsida; Rosales; Rosaceae. Gene Ontology annotation, biological process: protein phosphorylation; regulation of MAPK cascade; intracellular signal transduction. The coding region runs from base 94 to 2487 and encodes 797 amino acids.
CAGCUGGCUCCAACUCAGCACACUCGUGGCUAAUGGCCUUCUUCUUCUUUAUUUCUUUAACAUCUAACACACACACUUGCCCACACUCAGAAAAUGGAUCCGACCGGCACCCCUCGCCGGACCCGAAAUAUCCCGCCGAAACCCGACCUCUACUCCACCGUAGUCGUCCACGGCGACGAAGAUUCCACCUCCGAAUCCGACCGAGACCGGCGGCGCGGCAACCAGGAACCCGACCCGUACGCCACAUUCGUAUACAAGAACAAUGCUCACGACGAAGACGACGACGACUCCUCACUGCCUCCCCUCCUCAAACGCCUCCCCAAGGACUUCGGCGGCGGCGCCUCCCUCAACUACUUCGACGACGAGGACGACAACGGCGGCGAUUUCGGCACCGUGAUCGUCAAGAGCGACCGCAAUCGGACCACCAGGAGGUCGUCACGUGACUGGGGGAGCCGAGCCGCGGAGGCGGAGGACGGUGACGGCGGAGAUGCGUUCUCGACGUUUGUGAUGAGGCCGAGUGAGAGAGAGUCGUCGCUGACCGGGACGGUGAGGAGGACCAGCGGCGGCAGUUCCACGAUGAGCAGGGCAGUGGCGAGCAUGCAGGCCUCCGGCGACGGGAUGGGGAAGCAGAGGAAGAGCAGUGCCGCCUCGUCGCAAAACGAGGAGGCUCGCCAGAAUAUGAAAAUGUCGGCCAGUUCCAUACCGGAAAGCGUCACCAGAGAAGAUCCGACUACAAAGUACGAGUUGCUCAAUGAGCUUGGGAAGGGGUCUUAUGGUGCGGUUUAUAAAGCUAGGGACUUGAAGACUUCCGAGCUGGUGGCAAUUAAAGUCAUUUCAUUAUCUCAAGGGGAGGAAGGGUAUGAAGAGAUUUGUGGUGAAAUCGAGAUGCUGCAGCAAUGCAGUCAUCCGAAUGUCGUUCGGUACUUGGGGAGCUACCAAGGAGAAGAGUAUCUUUGGAUUGUGAUGGAGUACUGUGGUGGUGGAAGUGUUGCUGAUUUAAUGAAUGUUACCGAGGAUGCUUUGGAGGAGUAUCAAAUAGCUUACAUUUGCAGGGAAGCAUUGAAGGGCCUUGCUUAUUUGCACUCAAUUUUCAAGGUCCACAGAGAUAUUAAGGGUGGUAAUAUUCUGUUAACUGAACAAGGAGAUGUCAAGUUGGGUGACUUUGGGGUUGCAGCACAGCUUACAAGGACCAUGUCAAAGCGCAAUACGUUCAUUGGGACUCCACAUUGGAUGGCUCCAGAAGUUAUUCAGGAAAGCCGCUAUGAUGGAAAGGUGGAUGUAUGGGCUCUUGGUGUUUCUGCAAUUGAAAUGGCUGAGGGACUUCCUCCAAGAUCUGCGGUGCAUCCAAUGAGGGUUCUAUUCAUGAUAUCCCUUGAGCCAGCUCCGAUGCUUGAGGAUAAAGAAAAAUGGUCUCUCGUGUUUCAUGAUUUUGUGGCGAAGUGCCUGACAAAAGAACCUCGGCUACGCCCUACUGCGGCUGAGAUGUUGAAGCACAAAUUCAUCGAAAAAUGCAAAUGUGGUCCCUCUGCAAUGGUGCCAAGGAUUGAGAAGGCCAGGCAAAUUAGGACCUCUAUGGCUUUGCAAGCACAAAAUGAAGCUCCAGACGAACAGGAAGACGAUACACUUGGAGCUCCCAAAGUGAAUGAAGAUUAUGGAGAUACCGUUCCCUCAAGGCCUCUAGGGGCAAAUGAAGUGACAGGCAGCACAUUGACGAAGCAGCACAUGUCUGGUAUUGGGGAGCAUGCAGAGGAAGGUAAUUUUGGCACCGUAAUAAUUCAUGGUGGAGAUGAAAGAGAUGAGACUGGUACUCGGACACAAAUUUUUAAUUCCAAAGAAGAUUCACCUGCCUCUGGACUUGGCCCUUCCACUGCUGGUACAGUAGGUAAAUCAAGCGAAGUCAGGGUGGGAGACGAAAAUAACACCUCAGUUGGAGUACGAAAUACAGUUACACAGACCAAACCAGCAUUUUCUCUUUCAACCUUUACCUCUUCUGAGCCGAACUUGAGAAAAUGCAAAUCUCAACCACAGGUUGGAAGUCAAAGCAGUGGCACAAUGAAGAAUGAAACUUUCAGCCGGAAAGCUUUUGCAGUGCAAGAUAAGCUUUCGUCCAUAUAUGCAGCUGGUAAUACGGUGCCUAUUCCAUUUUUGAGGGCAACAGAUAUAUCCCCCAUUGCUCUCUUAUCAGAUAAUGUUGUUGGAGGCAUGCAACGAGAUCAUAGUGGAACUGGUGCUAUAGAUGCACUGCAGGAGCUUUUUUCUGGCGAUGCACAGUCUAAAAAGGGACGAAGAGGGCAAAAUGAGAUGCCCCUUCCUCCAAGUGUUUACAAAAGACUCUUUGCAAGUCCAACUCUAUUAAAUCUCACACAAGCUUUAGCCUACCACAAGAUGUGCUAUGAAGAUAUGCCUCUCCAAGAAUUGCAAGCAACUCAGGAACAACAGACUAUUCAAAAUCUUUGCGAUACACUAAGAACCAUUCUUCGAUUGUAGCCAUAUAUAUUCUGACAGUGUCUAACUUUGUUUCUUUUCAUCUAUCACAUUGGUAUUACUGUAUUAGUCAAGGCUAGAUAAUGGUAGAAAAGUUGGGUAGCAAUACAAUGAGUAGUCUUUAGUUUGGCCUAUGUUGUCUUUGUGUAGCGUAGUGUAAAUAACUUUCCUUGUACAUCACAGCCAGACAAAUAAUUUUGUCGAAAUGAAAGUUGUUCGAGCUUCUUUUCUUUUGUUA